Medicago truncatula (barrel medic) is the source of this 879-nucleotide messenger RNA. Its product is annotated as zinc finger BED domain-containing protein RICESLEEPER 2-like. The transcript has 2 exons. Gene Ontology annotation, molecular function: DNA binding. The record is from RefSeq and is a predicted model, not a curated record. Bases 1 to 879 code for a protein of 292 amino acids. Lineage: Eukaryota; Viridiplantae; Streptophyta; Magnoliopsida; Fabales; Fabaceae.
AUGGGAAAAAAAAUCUUAAAGAAACAGCUGGAAAGUGUGAGCAAGAUUAGUUUAACAACAGAUAUGUGGAAAUCUAGCCAUCAAGUGGUUGAAUAUAUGGUUAUCACAGGACAUUUCAUUGAUGCAGGAUGGAAUCUUCAUAAAAGAGUUUUGAGUUUUGUGAAAGUGCAUGCACCAAGACGUGGUAUUGACGUGGCUGAUGCUAUUCAUAAAUGUUUGAAAACUUGGGGGAUUGAAAGUAAAAUAUUUACAGUAUCUGUUGAUAAUGUUGCUUACAAUGAUUUGUGCUUGAAAUAUCUUAGGGAUAAUAUAUCACUGAGUAGAAAGUUAAUCCUUAAUGGUGAUUUGUUUCAUGUUAGGUGUUGUGCGCAUAUUUUGAAUUUGUUAGUGCAGGACGGCCUUAGUAAAAUUAAGGAUAUCAUUUUUAAUAUUCGUGAGAGUGUCAAAUAUGUUAACCACAAUGAUGCAAGGCUAAAGAACUUAUGUGAUGUGGUUGAGCAAAAAGGUUUGAAAGAAAGGAAACUCGUCAUCGAUUGUCCUACAAGAUGGAAUUCAACCUUCAAUAUGUUGUCAACCGCUUUGAAAUUUAAAAUUGUAUUUUCAACCUACAAAGAAAGAGAGCCUCACUAUGAUCAUGCCCCUUUAUUUGAGGAAUGGGACAAAGUUGAGAAAGUGUGUAAACUGCUAGAAGUGUUCAAUUCUGCUACUCAUGUGAUCUCAGGUAGUGAGUAUCCAACUGCAAAUUUGUAUUUGCCAGAGGUCUGGACGGUGAAGCAGGUACUUGAUAUGGCGGAUGAAGACGAAGAUCUCUUUAUGAGAGAAAUGGCAAAACCAAUGAAAAAGAAGUUUGACAAAUACUGGGGGAGUGUAAUUUGUUGA